Oncorhynchus tshawytscha (Chinook salmon) is the source of this 9846-nucleotide messenger RNA. RefSeq names its product leucine rich repeat containing 8 VRAC subunit Ab (gene lrrc8ab). Bases 4045 to 6432 code for a protein of 795 amino acids. NCBI's taxonomy places the organism in Eukaryota, Metazoa, Chordata, Actinopteri, Salmoniformes, Salmonidae. Gene Ontology annotation, molecular function: protein binding. The record is from RefSeq and is a predicted model, not a curated record. The transcript has 10 exons.
AUUGCCACCUAUUGGAAACUGGUAUAGGUACAGGCUGCAGUGCUCUGAUAAAGACAACAGAAGACAAGCUAGACAUACCAAAAUGUAUUUCUGCUAGCAGCUAGCCUGUGGGGAACCAAACUGAAUCAGCAAACCACCCAUUCCUACGAAGAUAAAAUAAACCUGGGCUCAUGAGGAUUGCUGGGCACACACCGAGUGGGAUAUCCACCAAGCACUGGAGUACAGAUAACACUGCACUACCACCACUGUGGUAAGAACAUCAGAUGUCUUGAUACCUGCACAAUUCACAUAAAUCAGGCUAAUCUCACAGAUAUGUUGUCUAGACAUAUAUUUAUUUACUCAGUUUUCUAUUGUCUCUAUAGUAUUCUUAUCAGAAUGCUUGUGUACUUUGUAUUACACAAGAAUAGGAAGUUGAGUUAUACAUUUGGAUACAGUCCCUCGACGAGUGCUGAUUUAACUGUGGUAAUAAUGGCCCUGUAGAAAGAAUUCUUACCACUAAAUGCUUUUUAUCAGCACUCUAAUGGGAUGUCUGGUCUCAUAAUAGGGUGAAUUGGGCUGAAUUGUGGUGACAUUCUGUGUGGGAGUAGACUUAUAUGGGAGGUCUGACUGUGCUGUGGUGGGCCCAGGCAGGCGACAGACUUCUCAUCUCCACAGGAAGUCUGUUCUGUCUGUCUUCCUUGCAGAACAGAUGAGGGGCCGGGAUGGUACCCUAAAUUCUCAGGAAUUUGUUCUUUAGAUAAUGUUCCAAAAACUUUGCAAAUAACAGAGUUGGCGAUAAAGAAAGCACAUGUGGAUUCUUCAAUCCUACCGCAUUGUAUGUACUUUAUUCUUUAUUGGCAUAGUUGCAGCACUGUUUUUGGAACUGGUUCUAAACAACUAAAUAACAUGUUCCUGAAAAUAUAACCUAGUCUAAUGACCAUCCCGAGAGGAGAAGUGCCAUUAGGUGAGGGCCCGAGGCACAGCCAAUGUUCCUCCCAGCAGGGAGACAUCCAAGAGUAGGAGAAACGGGGUACAGUGUUAGAGGAGGAGGCAGCGCUGGCUGUCUCCAGCCCCUAAGGUAAACAGGAUCUUGUCCUGAAGGUCGCUGGGGUGCUCCACAAGGCCACUGGAGACAAUAUCCUGGGUAUUAUUAUCGGAAACGACUAAGAAUAGAGAGCAAGGUGGUUGUCGUGCUUUUGGUUUGUGUUUGGACCAGACGAGCCAAAACGGAAGAUAUUUCUAUAGAAGUGUUACGGUUGUGAAGAUGAUGUUCUGGAAGGGAGUGGCACGUGAGGGGAGGGGGGAGGGCACAUGAUAUUUUAUUUUGAUGGUAAAAUGUCUGAGGUUUUUCAGCCUGUCUGUUAUAGAACAUUUCAAGAUUUUGAGUUGUAGGCCUAGCACCUAAAUAGAGAAGACAUAUUUUGUAAGCUUUUCACAAAUGGAGACUUAAUGUUCUACUGUAUUUUAUUCCAGAUUUUGUUAGUUUUAUUUAUUUUAAUAUAUGUGAUACUGGGCAUAUAGGAUAGACUACCUACACUACAAAAUAAAUGUACUCAUACGUGUUAUUCGAUCAUUUCAACCGAACUGCUUGCACGCGGCAACAGGCGUCUCCAUAGCCAGCCGCUAAAAUAGAACUUGGUUCUAUUUGAGAUUCUUGAUGCGCUGCAAGUCCCGCUUCUCCCAUCUACUCAUUGGUUUUCACGAGCAUACUAACCCACGUGGGUGAUUGGAAUAUGAACAAGGAGAGACUAAUCAAAGAAAACUAACUAACUAACUAGGUUUCUCAAAUAGUCACCUAAAAAGGAUCCACCUAAAAAGGACCUAAUGUGUUUCAGGUAAAAUAACAACCCAAUGUUUAUCUCCCAGGACAAAUUAGCUCGCUAAAUGUCCAUGAAUAUUUCAUGUGUGCUUCGACCUCUCCCCAAAUUAAUAUCGUUGGUUUUGGUGUUUUUAACCUCUGUCUUUCCCCACGAGACGCAUGAAUGACAAUCAACAUACGCACGAUGGCACACACGGGGCCAGUUUGAUCAAGGUGUCAGUGUUUAUUUCUUUAUAAUUGAAGUGAUUUACAAGGUGGACCACACUUAAAUGACUAAUCUAACCGCUUAUAAAUUAGAUUACUGCUAAACUGACUUUGGUCUUCUGAGACAACGUGCUUGUUUGCCGGGGUAAUAAAAAUGCUGUCCAAUACCUGCCCUAUGGGAGUUAGAUUAAUUGGACCUGCUUGACAAUGGUGAAAUCAAUAGCAAAGCAAACGCCAGUGUAAUGCAUCAGAGAUUCAGGUGUUAGACCAUGCACGUGAUUGUCAGUCUUUUCAUUUCAUUGCUACACCUUUCAAAUUAAUCAUUUGGUAUUUUCUGAUGGAUGACCUAUCAUGAUGCCAUUGAUUUAUGUUGCUGCCAAUACAGGCUAUGUAGUACACAUCACAUUCAUUCAACGUAGAAUGCUUGUCUUUUCUUUUUUUCUUAUAAUGCCAGGGGCAAGCUAUGGUAGACUUCGUUGAUUUUGAGUGUUAAAUGGCUUAAAGAAUGUAGCCUGUUAUUAAUUGCAGUAGCUAAUCUGUGUUCCAUAUGCCCAUACCAUUUUUUUAUGGCAUAAUAGGCUCUUUCCAUAUUUUUGUUAUUGUAUUUCAAAUUGGAGGUGGAGCCCACCAUUAUAAAUGGCAAGUAUUUCAGAAAAUGUUUUGCUAUUCUGUAAUUUGAUCAUAAGAACUUGAACAGAUCAUGAAACAGGUUGUUUCAAAAUUCAUACUUGUGUUCUGUCUAGAACAUUAGGCGAGUACGGACGUCAACUGUCAUUUUUCAAGUGCGAUUCCAAACGGACAGAUAGCAACUGAUGCGUUAAUUUUACUCCAUGGCAUUGGCUUGGCAGGACAAAAGUCAUGCCUGGUGGUUUGGAGAAAAUGGGUUGAAUAAUCAACUACAAGUAAAUCGGUGACCACUUGAUCAAGCCUAUGAAUAUUCUAAACUUUUUACAAAACCAUUGCACAUUUGUAAAGGUAGUUGUUUCUCAGCAUCUUGAACCAGGGGUGUGAUCAUGAGUCCAAACUAAAACAAGAUUCUAUUGGACAAAUUCAGGUUGAAGCACAUCCCACCCUAACACCUAGACACAUGUAAAGAACUUGGAAACCUGCCAUCCACCUGGAAAAUCACCCUAUCCCAGGGGUUUAGUCAGUAGUUUAUUAAGCAGUGUGCAACAUCACUACAGUAGAUCCAUACAUGUUGUUUUCUAUCAUGCAACUUAUGAAGCUCAUUCUAAAAUACAAUGAGUUCUCUUCUAGGGGAACUUCACUGUGUGCAAGUUUUUAUUCCUGCCCUGCACAAACACCUUGUUCAACUAUUCGUGGUCUACAAUUUACAGGAAAACAAAUAAAAGCGACCAUAUUUAUUAAAAAUGCCAAGUGUUGAUGUCUCCCCACAGUUCUGGUUUUGAGGCUUGUCAUCUGGGGCCUGCAGUUAAUCUGUCAAAUUCCCUACAAGGAGAGAGAAAGGCAUUCAUAAUAUUACAAUGGUGUAAUUAUUUAAUGUAAUUCCUGUUUGAUAUGCAUGCAUAUAAUUAAAGUGGACAUUGUCCUUUUAAUAUGCCAGUGUUUGUUUUGUAUCCAAUGCAUUUAGCUUACACUAGGAUGAAGUGGCCUUCUAAUCUAGUUGUAGUAUUGCAUCAUAUCGCCUAUCAUUUGGUUAUCAGUGGCACCUGUCAUACGUCCACAACGAUGUAGCAGCAGACCAAGUAAUGUGUGAGAGGAGGACCCCACAUAAAAUAUUGAUUGAGGAGAACGACUCUGGUCGGUGUCAGCUUAAUUCACUAACACGUACUGAGGAGAACGUUUCUGUGUAAACAAAUGUAGCUAGCUGACUGCGUGGUGAUGCGGUUUCCUGUUUGUCAGUCACAUUGAAGUACGUUUCAAAUUUAAUGGAUUUUAAGCACUGCAUUCUCCAUUCUAGACAGUAUGCUCUCUCAGGUGUUCUUGGAAGUUCACCCUUGAAAGAACUGGUGAAUGUGGGUGUGCAUUUUGAAACAUGGCCAUACUGUAUGUCAUACUACUCUCCUCUUCACAGGUAAACCAUGAUCCCCAUCACUGAGCUGCGUUACUUUGUAGACUGUCAGCCUGCCUACCGUAUCCUGAAGCCAUGGUGGGACGUCUUCACCGACUACAUCUCUAUCGUCAUGCUCAUGAUCGCCGUGUUCGGGGGCACGCUGCAGGUCACUCAGGACAAGAUGAUCUGCCUGCCCUGCAAGUGGGUGGUCAACCAGACCUGCAGGAGGUAUUUCAAUGCCACCCUGUCGGCCCCGCUGAUGUUGGAGCCCAAAGGGAUCCAAUACAACCUGGACCGCCACCAGUACAACUACGUAGACGCCGUCUGCUAUGAGAACCGCCUGCACUGGUUCGCCAAGUACUUCCCCUACCUGGUGCUACUGCACACGCUUAUCUUCCUGGCUUGCAGUAACUUCUGGUUCAAGUUCCCCCGGACUAGCUCCAAACUGGAGCACUUUGUGUCGAUUCUCCUGAAGUGUUUUGACUCUCCCUGGACCACCAGGGCGCUGUCUGAGACUGUGGUGGAGGAGAGCGACCCCAAGCCGAUGAAGAUGAAUGGCUCAAUGGAUAAGAAAGUGUCGUGUAUCAGCGAGGAUGUGGAGGCUAGCGUCCCCAUGCUCCAAAGGACAAAGUCUCGCCUGGAGCAGGGUAUUGUGGAUCGCACAGAGACGGGCGUCCUGGAUAAGAAAGAAGGUGAACAGGCAAAGGCCUUGUUCGAAAAAGUGAAGAAGUUCCGCAUACACGUGGAAGAAGGAGACAUUGUGUACAGGCUCUACAUCCGACAGACUAUUAUCAAAGUCAUUAAGUUCAUUUUGAUUAUCUGCUAUACAGGGUAUUAUGUGCACAAUAUUCAGUUCAGCGUGGACUGUAGUGUGGAUCUAGAGGACCUCACGGGGUAUAGCAUGUAUCGUUGUGCUCAUCCUCUGGCCACGCUGUUUAAGAUCCUAGCUUGUGUCUACAUCAGCUUAGUGGGGGUUUAUGGAUUCAUUUGCAUGUAUACCCUCUGUUGGAUGCUGCGGCGCUCACUGAAGAAAUACUCCUUUGAGUCGAUACGAGAGGAGAGCAGUUACAGCGACAUACCGGACGUAAAGAACGACUUUGCUUUCAUGCUGCACAUGAUCGACCAGUACGAUCCGCUGUACUCCAAACGCUUUGCCGUCUUCCUGUCUGAAGUGAGCGAGAACAAGCUGCGGCAGCUCAACCUGAACAAUGAGUGGACUCUGGACAAACUGAGGCAGAGGAUCACCAAGAACUCCCAGGAGAAGCUAGAGCUGCACCUGUUCAUGCUGAGCGGCAUCCCAGACACCGUGUUUGAUCUGAUAGAGCUGGAGGUGCUGAAGCUGGAGCUCAUCCCAGACAUCACCAUCCCUCCCAUCAUCGCCCAGCUGGUCAACCUGAAGGAGAUGUGGCUAUACCACACCCCGGCUAAGAUCGAGGCUCCGGCCCUGGCCUUCCUCAGGGAGAACCUCAAGUCCCUCCACAUCAAAUUCACAGACAUCAAGGAGAUCCCUCUGUGGAUCUAUAGUUUGAAGAACCUGGGCGAGCUGCACUUGACGGGGAACCUGAGCGCAGAGAACAAUCGAUAUAUUGUUAUUGAUGGGCUACGGGAGCUGAAGAGGCUCAAGGUCCUCCGGCUAAAGAGCAACUUGACCAAGCUACCUCAGGUGGUGACGGAUGUGGGGGUGCACCUCCAGAAGCUCUCAGUUAACAACGAGGGCACCAAGCUGAUGGUUCUCAACAGCCUGAAGAAGAUGGUGAACCUGACAGAACUGGAGCUGAUACGUUGUGAUCUGGAACGCAUCCCACACUCCAUCUUCAGCCUGCACAACCUGCAGGAGAUUGACCUCAAGGACAACAAUCUGAAGACUAUCGAGGAGAUCAUCAGCUUCCAGCACCUGCACCGUCUGGUCUGCCUUAAACUCUGGUACAACCAGAUUGCCUACAUUCCCAUCCAGAUCGGCACCCUCAACAACAUGGAGAGGCUCUAUCUGAACAGGAACAAGAUUGAUAACAUCCCCAGUCAGCUUUUCUAUUGUCGUAAGCUACGCUUCCUGGACCUGAGCCAUAACAACCUCACCUACAUCCCAGCAGACGUGGGGUACCUGCAGAACCUCCAGUACCUGGCAGUCACAGCCAACAGAAUCGAGACCCUGCCCAAUGAGCUGUUCCAGUGUAAGAAGCUCCGUACUCUGAACCUGGGGAAUAACUGCCUGACGUCUCUGCCAUCACGCUUCGGGGAGCUGACGGGGCUGAUCCAGCUGGAGCUGAGGGGGAACAGGCUGGAAUGUCUGCCCGUAGAGCUAGGGGAGUGCAAGCAGCUGAAGAGGACGGGCCUGGUGGUGGAGGAGGACCUCUUCAACACCCUGCCCACCGAGGUGAAGGAGCAGCUGUGGAAGGUGGACAAGGAGACGGCCUGAACAGAUGGGGGUUGGAGGUGGAUGUUCACUCCGUUGAAACAGCCAGGGCCCCUGGAGGGCUGGGGAGGACUACACAGACUCAGACAGCACGCUAACCGAGCAGGACCUGCUCACUUUGACUGUACUCUACUGCAGGGCUGCUUUUCAAGGGAAUCUAUACUAAUGUCCCACCGCCAUGCUACUUUUUUCCUGCAGUAACAGUUGUGAAAUGCCGUUUUAAAAGGGACAUUUGUAAGGAAAAGUGUUAAGUUUUACAAGACGUGUGUGGAUUGAAUGAGAUCAGAUGUGUUGCAUAUGAGAAUGCAAAUGCAAUAUUCCUGUAAGAGAAAGGACUUAAAUAAUUAGCCAGCAGAUGCAUUUUCUGGUGGGCAGUGUUAUUGUCAUUCAGACAGGGUAUAUUAUCCUGUCAUAUCGUAUUGUAACCCAUUUAUAUAACACAAUGCAGUAGACUACCCUUGAUCCAGAUUCUAGGGUGCUACGGGAUGUUUGGAGAUUUACGGAACGGGGUUAUGGAGAAAAAUGGGGGAAGGCCUCAGGGCCAUGCUUUUUACAUUUCAGGUGUGGGGAGGGUUUAGUAUUUAUUUUUUAUUGAGUCCUGUAAUUGAUCAAAUGAUGUUUUCUCGGUUUUAGAAUGACUUGCUUACUAUAUAACGAUGUGUGCGCUAUGCCGCCCCAAAACCCUUAUUCUCCUCUGGGCACCCAAUUUCAAGUGACCUAUAGUCUAUUGGCUGUGAUCCCAAUCAAAGGAUCCAUUGCUUAUAGGCCUAGGCUAUACGAAGUGCAUGCUUGGAGAAGCACAAGGCAAAGUUAUAUUUGUAAGAAAAUGAACUUCCUGAAUGUUUUGCGCUGUUCUGAUGGUGUAAAUUAAACUAGACUACACUGCAAUGGAUUUUCCAGUCAAGAACCCUGCUCUUGCUGACCAAAACCUGUUUGUGCUAUCUAACCAAUGGCUGUGCAAUGUGGCAGUUCAGGAGGUGAGUCAGAUAUCUUCUGAAAAUAAUUUUUAAUUACGGCUAAUUUGAGUAGGCCUAAUUAUUUUCAAGUCUUGAUUUUAAUUUGACUUUACUAACAAGAGGGCUUUGUGUUGGAGCCUGUUUCUUCCUAUUUAAGAAAAAGAGGUAGGCCUACCUGUUUGACAGAUGAAAUCAUAGGAUGUUAUAAAUUGAUUUUUCUCGGCCAGUUCCUCCACCAACCAUGCACUCUUUAAAAGCAUCUGUCAGUGAAGGGCUUGGUGUGUUAAGUGAAAACCACGUCUCGAAUUGAGGGGGUAUGUGAGUAUGCCAUACCUUUUGUUAAAGAAAAUGUCAAAAAGCAUAGACCUACCCUUUAUUUUUAAGAAAAUAAAACGGACCCUAUUAUAUAAAGCAAUCUAUAAUGGUGCUUUAGUCCGUGAUGCUUUAUGCUAGAAUCGAGCUGUAAAAUACAUGGGAAAGACGAGACUCCGAUGCAUAUGGGGAUGUAUUUGGUUUGUCUCUAUGACAUUGAGGCUGAGCUACAACCUUCUAUAGCCGACGAGACAAAAAAAUUGACUUCGCUUGGGAAGUAAUCUAAUAUGUGUGAUUCUGUCGCUAUCAAUUGAGCUAUUAAUUUUCUGUAAAAUGUUUAAACUCCAACAGCUUUUAGGGAGGUAUGCAAGGUCAAUGCCUUCCUCGUACACAGCAAAACACAUGAAUAAGAGGAGCCUGCUUGUCAUCAGAAACGUGGAUUAUAACACAGCUGCAAUGAGCAUUACUAUGGAUGAAGACAAGAUUAACAAAAUAUGGUCUUUUUACAAAAGUACAACAAAUACAUCAUAGGAAUGAUAGCUGGCUAUCACUAUGUAAACCUGGAAUUGUAUGUCAAUCACUAACUGCUACAGUACUACCUUUGCUCCUUCUAGCCAAAGGUUAAUACAGUAUGAUCCCCGAAAAACGGAUUAUUUUAAAUAGGCAGUGCAUGGACAUUUUCACAUGUCAGUUAAUGGGAGGAGAGAUGUGAAUAAGAAGUCAAGAAGAUUUAAAGGGAUUUAUUAAAUAUAUAUAUUGCACUAGAUGGAUGAAAUCAUCUUAUCUACAGUAAGAGGUUUGUCUUGUAUUACACCGUCAGACAAAUGCACAAAAAGCACAGUGUGUAGGCUAUUUAUGUUAUUGGAGGUUAUGAUGAAAUGCAAAUGUCCUCAGCAAUGCUGGCGUAGACAAUCAACUCUAAUUUCAUGGUGUAUUUUCAGUGACAUUAUGCAUGUUAUAAUGGAAUUAUCUACAUAUUAAUGCUAGAUUACAUAGAAAGUGAGACAAGACUAACAGUAAAGACCAGAUUCAGCCUAGUCCAGGACUAAAAAGCAUUCUCCGUCUCAAUGGAAAUUCUCAUUUGAAAGAGGUUUUUAUUCCAUGACGAGGCUGAAUCUGUCUAGGAAACCGACCCUAGAUGAGUCCUGCCCAUCAUCAAGCGUGGGGUGUCUUGAAGAAACUGUCCCCUUAUGUCCUGUGCAAUGCAGUGUUCAAUAUGGAAACUGCAUUUGGUGCACGGGGUGUUUGUUGAAGUCUGUGAAUCAAUGUGUAAUCCCAAGGAAACCCAUUUGAAUCUUUUUUUAAUCUACUCUCACUCACUAGCCUAACUCACUAAAUCAAUCUUAUUGAAGCCACUAUUUUUAGGUAGGUUUAUUGAGUGGUAAAUGAAAUGCAAGCAAAUACUUCAUGAUAUUAAUUUGAAGAACAGUCGCACUUAGACAUUCCAUUUUUCUUCAGUGUUGACAGCUAUUAGUACAGUACACCAAAACCUCAGGAAAUUGCCAUUAAAUUUUAUCCUACUUUUUUUGUUGACAUUUUUGUUUAUUCCACUCAGUAUUUUGAUGUUAAUUUAACAGUUGUUAUACCACACAUUUUUAUAUUUCUAUACUUUUUAAAAUGUUUUCUGUUUUUUAUUAGCAUUUAAUAUAAUAUGAAUUGCUGGUUCGAAAUUGUCGGACUUUUAAUAAAAUAAAUCUGAAAUCAUACAUCACAUGGGGCAAUUAAUUUCUAUGUCUUCUGUUACAUUCUGAAACACCGAUUUAACAAUGUUAAAGGUUUCUUUUGGUUCUCACUUGAAUUAAGAGUAUGGAAGGAAAGUAUGUUCUGUUUUUAAUCUCAUUUGUCAUCCUUUCCAACAUGUCAUUUUGACACUUGUUUUUAAAUCUCAUUACUUUGUUGACUGACAACCCCAGUUUAACUUUUCAUUCAGACACAGUGACUAGCAGUCAGUAGUGUAGCACCAGUAUUACAUUUAUUUUUUUAAAUUCAGCACUUUUGGACAAUAACUUUGCUAUUUUGUUUAAAUGACAUGAAUGUUGUGAACUGUGUCUCAUGCUAAUUAUCCCCUUAAGCAUUAUCACCAUUCCCCUCCUUUACUCUUUCAUUCCUGUUAUGAAAGUAUAGUAUAAUAAAUGUAAUUGUGCACAUA